Molecule: messenger RNA, 1518 nt
Organism: Amorphotheca resinae ATCC 22711
Lineage: Eukaryota; Fungi; Ascomycota; Leotiomycetes; Helotiales; Amorphothecaceae
Exons: 3
Coding region: 1-1518 (505 amino acids)
Biological process (GO): regulation of DNA-templated transcription
Molecular function (GO): histone acetyltransferase activity
Source: RefSeq, a predicted model, not a curated record
AUGGCAGGCGCAGGACAAGGCCAGGAAGCGUCUGUGGGGUCACCGGCGCCCAAGAAGAAGGGGCUGGCGACCGUUGAUACGUUGAGGGUCGGAUGUGUCGCUAUGGUUAUGAAGGAUGGUGGCUACAGACGAGCAGAAAUCCUGAGUAUAAAGGAGACGAAGAGCGGCCGGCAAUUCUACUGCAACUUCGACAACUUCAACAAACGUCUAGACGAAUGGGUCCCCACAAGUCGAAUUGAUUUCACUCGAGAGGUGGAGUGGCCCAACCCCGAGAAGCCCAAGGAUGCAAAGAAAUCCGGCCAGGCGGCGAAAAAGUCAACAACUGCCCCAAAAAAGGGACAAAAGCGACCAACUGCUGCUACCAGAGAAACAUCUGUAGCCUCGGAGGGAGGUACACCGCGCCCAUGGACAGAAUUUCCGGGAUCCCAGAAACAGAGUCCUGGCUCGCCGGAUGAGAAACUUACACUUGGCUUGGACUUGGAUGCGACGCCCGGGGUGGAAGAUGAUGAUGCUAUGGAUGUGGACGGUGCUGUGGCCUCGGCAGUAUCAGCGAAGGCCGAACCUCAGGAGCAUUUCAGUCGCGAGGAAGAGAUUGAGAAACUACGGACAGGAGGAUCCAUGACACAGAACCAGGCCGAGAUCUCGAGAAUACGAAAUAUUUCCAAGGUCCAAUUUGGGAAAUAUGACCUAUACCCGUGGUACUUCUCACCCUACCCUGAAAUCUUUACCCAGGAAGAUCUCCUUUAUAUCUGCGAGUUCUGCCUCUGUUAUUACGGGGAUUUCAAAUCCUUUACACGCCACCGCCAAAAAUGCACGCUCCAGCACCCCCCUGGGAACGAAAUCUACCGGGAUGAUUAUGUUUCCUUUUUUGAAAUCGACGGUCGGCGCCAAAGGACAUGGUGCCGCAACCUCUGCUUGCUGUCCAAAAUGUUCCUUGAUCAUAAAACUCUUUACUACGACGUGGACCCUUUCCUCUUCUACGUCAUGACCACACGAGACGACAAAGGCUGCCACCUGAUCGGCUAUUUCUCUAAAGAAAAAGAAUCCGCUGACGGCUACAACGUGGCCUGUAUCCUGACUCUGCCGCAAUUCCAACGCAAAGGCUACGGGCGCCUGCUCAUCCAAUUCUCCUACGAGCUCUCCAAGAUCGAAGGCAAGCUCGGCUCGCCAGAGAAGCCUCUGUCAGAUCUCGGACUCCUCUCCUACCGCCAGUACUGGACGGAGAACCUGGUCGAGAAGCUCCUGGAAGAAAAUGCUAAGGGCGCGAAGUGCAGUAUCGAGCAGCUCUCGAACUAUCUGGCCAUGACGCCCACGGAUGUGGAGAGCACUCUGCAAGCGCUCAAGAUGCAGGUCUAUCACAAGGGCGAGCACAAGAUCGUCCUACCGACGCAUCUCAUCAAGCGACAUGAGGCGAUGAAGGAAAAGCAGAAGACGAAGCCGAAGAGGGCGAUUGAUCCGGCGAGGAUACAAUGGAAGCCGCCUGUCUUCACGGCGAGCACGAGGACAUGGGGCUGGUAG